AUGGAGCAAUCCUGCAGGGCAGAGCGCCAGAGCGCGGAAAAGCCGGUGGUUCGAGUUCGGAGAGUAAGAGCAGCCAGCAGACUGAGGAGUCCGAGCGUUUCCAGUUCAAACAAGGCUAAGGAGGAAAGUGCUACGCCGUCGCAAGACAGUGAGUUCUGGAUAGACUGUCAGGCGGAGAAUCUGAAGGUCUUUAACAACCCAAAGGAUCGGCGCAUAGUGUCGAUCGCGCGUGCCAGCGGAUGCCAAUUAAAGCUGACAGAGACAAGACGCAAGAAUGCUCUGGGCCAAUGGCAACAGCUGGUCAUAAUUCAGCCCACAACCGAGACUGGCAUUCAAAAGUGUAUCAACCUAUUGGAUGAAAAAUUUCCCGAAUUUCAAAGCGGCUUUAAGCCCAGGUACAAAUGCGUUCACUCAUUGUGCUUGAAUCCGGAGCCGAAUGAGAAACGAGGCAAUUUUUCAUCCAAUGAAUGCCUGCACAUGACUGCGAUGCAGGCUCGCCGACUGGAUGUUGCCGUCUGUUCAGAGUCUUCUGGUCGCCUGUCUUCUGAAAAGAUUUACCGCGGUAACGCUUCGUCGGCGCUAUGA
Dibothriocephalus latus is the source of this 585-nucleotide messenger RNA. Lineage: Eukaryota; Metazoa; Platyhelminthes; Cestoda; Diphyllobothriidea; Diphyllobothriidae. The record is from the annotation of a GenBank genome assembly.